UUACGACCUAUUAGCCGUGUUAAAACAAUAAUAAGUAGAUAUGGUGUUCACUGAAGUGACAGGUUAAGGGUUACAUCACUGGAUGUAAAUAGAGUGUGAUAGAGACGAAUUUAAAUGCAACGUUUGUUACUGUCCACGCCUAACCAACUGUGACCCUUUAAAGCUAGCAAACGAAACAUACGGCAAAUGGCGCGAUGAAUUUGCCACACAAGACAAAGAACGCUAUACGUCGCGUGGAUACAUGCACAUGUGGGAAUCUGACAACGGGCGCGUGAUCAUCUCUGAUGUUUACGUUUUUAGGACCUUUGUGUGAUAGUGUCACUCGCUGAUUUUAACUGAAAGCUGUAAAUGAUUCAAAGCUGUUUACUCUAAAACGUGGUACAUUCAUCGGAGGGGUAACAUCAAGUGACUACACUCGGACAGCGAGUUGCCGUUGAGCUAUGGUCUACGAUACGGUUUGUGACGGGAUCGAUUUAGACUUUGUAGAGGAAACCGGAAGUGAUGGAGAAGAGGAAUGGCUUCAUUCUACCCGAGUGAAGUAUUUCACCAACGAACUGUCCUUUAGGGGCCGUCUCAAAAGAUUGUUUUUACGAAAGCCAACAACACGCCUCGGAAGCCGGAUAGUGGACUUGGUGCUGAAGGUCAUCUUGUGCUUACUAUAUGUCAUUAGAGUGGAAUUAGAUGAUCACUUGUCCUAUCAAUGCUAUGGCUACAGUUGUGCGGAUCGAAAUCUCACACUUCCGGUUGACAACGACAAAAUGGUGUUUUCAUCAAACGCCAUUAACUGGUAUGUAUUGAUAUGGGUUCGUCGCUCAUUCAUCCUGUGGCUUAUUCAAGUCAUUCUGUCCUUCAUGACGUUGAUGAAAGGCUUAUUGGACAUAUACAUCGGAUCAAAGGGCACCUGUUUACAGAAACUUACACACGAUGGGUUUAUACUGGAUCUCAUUUGUACAGUGCCUUUUCUUGUUACGGUGUUGUACCCACCGUUACUUAGCAACAUAUUUAUUCCUUGUUUCCUCAACUGUUGGCUUGUCCGAAGAUCUCUCCAGAAAUUACUGAACGAUCUCCACCUAACAAGACAGAGAUUUCAGACAAUAUCUGUGACUCUUUCACAACAACUUCUAGUUCUUCUCGUUACGCUGUGGUGCCUCAUAUUUACCACGAUAUGCGGCAUACAACACAUACAGCGGGGAAGUAAUGGCCAUCAACUGUCCAUGUUCGAGGCUAUGUACUUUGUAGUUGUGACCUUCAGCACGGUCGGAUACGGUGACAUCUCACCGGAUACAUGGCUUGGACAGCUAUUCAUGACCUUCAUGAUAUGUUUGGCAUUCGCUUUUAUACCAAGGCAGGUUGAAGGUAUUACGUCUACAUUAAAAGAGAGGAAAAAAAUCGGAGGAGAAUACAGUCAGCGACACUCGGCGGGCCAUAGACAUGUGGUUGUCUGUGCUACUAACCUCACAGCAGAAAGUAUCAUGGACUUCCUCAUUGAAUUUUACGCCCAUCCAAAACUAGAGGAUCACAUUGUAGUUUUGCUGAGCUCUGAGGAAAGGGACACCAGCCUACAGAUGAUAUUGAAGGACCCAAAAUGGGCUCACCGUGUGAUAUACAUGCGAGGGUCAGCUUUGAAGGAUAUUGAUCUCAAACGAUGCAGGAUACACGAAGCUGACGGUUGUUUCAUCCUUACGCCCACUGCCUGUAAUAACAGAGACGAAGCGGAUCAGCAUACCAUUUUACGAUCUUGGGCUGUGAAAGACUUUGCACCAAAAUGCAGGCAAUAUAUUCAACUAUUCAAAACGGAGAAUAAAAUUCAUGUCAAGUUUGCUGACGAGAGUCGAUUACAGCAACAUGUGGUUUGUGAGGACGAAUUUAAGUAUGCUCUCUUGGCCAAUAAUUGUCUAUAUCCUGGUAUGUCAACCCUGGUCACUCUGCUUCUUCACACCACCACGGGAGAGGCGGGACAUAUCGGACAGGAACCAUGGCAGCAGGUGUAUGGCCGCCACUCCAGAAAUGCUGUUUAUCACAUACAAUUGUGUAAAAGCAUGUUCUUUAGGAGUUAUAGCGGAAAGAGUUUCACCUAUGCGUCAGCAAAUGCACACAAGCGGUUUGGUGUUUGUUUAGUGGCCGUGUUAGACAUUACCAAACCAGAUCCACGUUUACAAUUGAACCCCGGAGCAGAUUACAAGCUAAAGGAUUCGGACUACUGUUUCUAUAUUGCGGAGUUUAAGGAAGAAUAUGCUAAAAUAUGUUCAGAAGUGAAAACUGAUCAGAAACAAACGGGAAAUGAGCCCAACAAAAAUUUAGAUCAGAUAUCGGAACUUUUGGAAAAAUUGCUUCAACAGGACCUUAGUUCACCACAGGACGAACAGGAAGAGAGUGUCUUCAACAAUACUAUUACGUGUCAGUGGGGACUAGAGAUAGCACGACGCAUGCGUACAAAACCGCCAGAAACCCGAUCAUCGGAAAGUGACCUAGACGAAAAUGGAGUAGAUACUGAGGUGGACACCCACGGUCAGACUGAUCCAGCAGUACCAAAGGUCUUACAGCUGUAUGAAGAUAUGGGACAAGAAAGUAUCACGACUGGGCCACCUCCUCCAACUCUCUAUGCCAGUAAACAGAAGACAUUAUGUCACGUGAUGAAGUCACCCCGUCCAGUAUGCUGUUUAGAAUGGGGAACGGACUGUGAACACUGUACAUACAAGAAUGCACGAGACCAUAGAUGGACUAAUCAGUUGAUUAUUUUGGCGGCGGAGCAUGCCUGCGUGGGGAUUCACAACUUCAUCGUCCCGCUAAGGUCAAAUUUCAUCAGUAUGAAUUCGCUCAGUCCGAUUAUUUUGCUGUUAAAUGAAAGACCGACGAACUUAUUUUUAGAAACAAUAGGACAUUUUCCUUUAGUUUACUGGAUUCAAGGGAAAAUUACAAGUAUAGAUGAUCUGAUCUUAGCCGGAAUCCACAAAGUUAGUCAUCUAGUUAUCGUCAACCACGAGUCUAAAUCAAAAGAAAUGGAGAAAACGAUGGUGGACUCAGAAUCCGUGGUUGCAGUACAAACCAUUCUUAAACUUUUCCCAAACACCAACAUCAUAACCGAACUUAGUCAGGCGUCCAAUAUCCGGUUCAUGCAAUUCCAGGCAAACAAUGAGUAUACGCGUCAGGUGUCUAAACUGGAAAGGAAACUAAAGGAAAGGAUGAGUUCGACUUUAUCUCACAUAUUCCGACUUCCGUUUGCUGCAGGACAGGUCUUUAGCGCCAGUAUGCUGGACAGUCUUCUAUAUCAGACGUUCGUUAAAGGCUACCUCAUCACCUUUGUACGGCUAUUACUUGGGAUAGAUGCUGAGGAAAAUUCUGGUCACCUAUCAAGUAUUCGUGUUAAAAAUAUGACUCUUGUGCGUUACCGGACAUUUGAAGAACUAUACCAAGGGAUGGCUACCACAACGGGUGAAGUGCCUAUUGCUAUUUACAGAACCGAGAGAUCUUUAUUGGAUACAGCCGAAGACAGAACAGUCAAUAACAAUGAAGAUGGUAAAAAGAAUGGACUUAUGGAAGCACACAACCGCCCAUCUCUUCCGAAGGGGCCUUUCAUGGGCAAUCACAUGCAGAACAGCGAUAUGAGCGAUCUCGUUAGGAAUCGGUUACAAAGUCUUGGAAUGGAUGCUGAUGAUUACGCCGAAGAGGAUACAAAAGAUGAUGAAAUUUCAUACGUUAUACUUAACCCAACACCAAAGAGAAAAUUGAGGGUAGGAGAUAUCGUGUAUGUAGUUCAACCUAGUAGCAUGGCGGCAAUACCACAUAAACAGAGAUGGAAUCGAGCAAGAUCUGUCAGAGUUAGAAACAAAGAAAAUAAUGGAAAUAUUCGCUCUCCAAGAUCAACGCCACCCAUGUCAACAUCGCCGCGGUCUACCUCUCCAACAUCAUCAUCUCCAGGGUCAUCGUCUCCAAAUACGACAAAGGAAUUUUGUCCAACUGUAAAUUUCAUCACACCGAAUAUAAGUCAUGAACAAGACAAAAAUAGCAGGUUUACUGUUGUGCCAUCAUCUUAACGAAAUGACGAAGAAACUGAACUCCGUGUUAGAAAUUGUAUUGGUGGUUCUGUGAUGAUUUUAGUAAACAUAUGAAUACCGAGGAGAUAAGAUUGAGAAUGGUAUCCACGUAUAUAUAAUUAAGCAAUAUACUCUUAAUCGCAGCUGUUUUGUUUAUAUUAAAUAUUUUUAAAAACAUGGCUGCAUCCGCUUUUCAAUAUCCCUUGUAAUUACAAAGGUAUUUCUCUAUUAUAACUGUGUUGCAAGAUUGUACAUAGACUCACAACUAAAUUGCAACUUUCAAUACAAAUUUAUAUGAACAGUUUAUACAGCAGAUUUGUCCUUCUAUGACACGUCGUAGUCAAUACCAUAGAAACGUAAAAGGCAGCUGGGGAAAUAUAUAGAUUGGUCGGAAUGAUGUUAUUGUUAAAAGCAGCAUGGGGAGGAACAUGGACCCUUGAUAUCAACCCAUACCUCGAUUUUUCCAUAUUGAAUAUAACUUAUUCUACAUUAUAUUCAUGCCGUGUUUGUAAUACACACGCCAUGUGCUUAAGAAUCACUUUGAUUUACACGAUGAUUUAAAAUUGGAUGCUUAAAGGGAUGUUGGAAACGGCAAAACAAAAUAACAUAAAUGCAUUGCUGAAUGAAAAAUGAUCAAUCUGCUUUUCAUGAUAAUGUUUUGAUGGACAUUGAAGACAUUUUGAGUACCAAAUAUGGUGAUACCUUUGCUUGAUGAAAAACAGUUACCAACAUUGUGUAUAAAUUGUACCAUACAUAAACUAUAACGUUUCAUUGUAUAAUUUUAAAACAUAUACUUUUUCUGAUAAAUAUGUUUGUCAUCUACUUUAGGAACGGCUUUCUUCACUAUGUUUUGUUUCUUUCUACUCGGUUUUCAAUUUUCAACUUCGAAAUUCACUUUCCACGCCAUGUUAACCUAAAUAUUAGAUGAGAAAGAUUUGUACGAUUUUUGUUGGCCAAGAAUUGAACGGGAAAGAACAUAUAUUGCAGUGCAUUGGUUUUGUCGAUGUUGAAGUUAUUUUCCAGGAGUACUUGCAAUUCAUCAGAAGAUAAUUCUCUGACAAAAACGUAGCAGAAAAAGAUAUAGCAAUGAUAGGUUGAUUGGAUACAUUAUGUACAUGUAUAAUAUGUUAUCUGGUCCAUAUGUUUUCUGAAUAUAAGGCAUCAGUACUUAAACACGUGUGUCCUUUAGUUCAACGAAUCUUCAGUGGCGUUGAAGCCCGUCGUAUUUCCAUUUGCACGUUUCAAUGGAAAACAUUGGAGGACAGUUUGUAGACCGAGAUAAAUACGUUUUUCUGUACGCAGAACAGUUUGUAGACGGCGAAAAAUAUAUUUUUGUAUACGCAGGACAGAUUGUUGACUGCGAUAAAUACAUUUUUGUGUACGCAGGACAGUUUGUAGACCGAUAAACAAAUGUUUGUGUACGGAGGACCGUUUAUAGACCGCAAUAGAAAAAUUAUAUACGCAGGACAGUUUGUAGACCGCGAUAAAUACAUUUUUGUGUACGCAAGGCAGUUUGUAGACCGAGAUCGAGGCAUUAUGUAAGACAGUGUGCACGUGAGUAUGACCGAGAUAAUACAUUUUGUGUACGCAUGACAUUUUGUAGAUCGAGACAGAGGCAUUUUUGUAAGACAGUGUGCACGUGAGUGUGACCGAGAUAAUACAUUUUGUGUACGAGAUGCAUAUUUCAUGUAUUUUUUUAUGUUUGAAUGCGUUGUUUGUAUUUCUAUAUCAUACAAUAACCAACUCAGUACUGGACAUAAGCAUUCUGAUGAUGGUUUAUAUGUAAGUUAAUUGAUAAAGAAACAUAACAUUUCCAUUGAACAUGUUUCGUUUAAGAUGCAUGAUUGUCUAGUGUACAUGAAAGAAAACGUUUCAUUAUCGUUUCAUUGUAUUGAAGAUUUUAAUUCUUAUUGAGUAUAAAACUUGCGAUCAAUUUUAUUUUCCAUUGCUAAUUAUGUUCUUGUUUAUACCAUUGAAUAUUUUAAUAAAAUUAUAUCUAGAACUAGUUAAUCCUGUGUACCAUAAAAUUAAGUCUUCCUCAAUUUUUUAAAUCCCAAUUCUGAUAUCACUGACAUUCCACAAUGAAUAUUUCCUAUAGUAAUUCUGUAUAUCAUGGUUAUUUAUUUAUUUUUUUUUUUAUAAUUUUCCAAUUUGGUUCAUAAUGGAUUGAAGCAUUUUCUAAGUGUCAUAAGCUCUCGCCAGUUGUGUUUCCGUAUGAUGAUAUCUGUGUUUAUGCCAUAAUAAGAUAUAUGUUUGUCGUUUUAAACAGCGUUGUCAUUUUCUUUUUAUAUAGUUCCACUGCUAGUUUUUCAACGCAAUACUUUUCAGUUCCAGUUUUUGGCUGGUUUCGUCAGAUCUUGAUUCAUCUAUUACUCUUAUACUUUGGAUUAUUUUCGUUUGACUGAUGUUAAACCACUUGAUUUCGACGGCUGUUGUUUAGAGACAAUAUUCGAAUGUGUAUGUUUAAACAUGUUUUAUUCGUGACUAAAGAAGACUAGCAGUUCUGUUGACUAUUGAAGAAAUGUCACAUUUGUUUUUGUGAGUUUUCUUCUAGGGUCUUCUUUUAGUUCUCUUUUGUGUGAGUCUGUCUCGUCUUCUAAUCAAAAUAGCCUGAUAAAGUGUUGCAACUGUCAAGAGAUGUAUUGAUUUGCUGAUUACGCUAUUGCAUGUUGAUGAAGAAAUGGGUAGCUUACCACAUCAAAUAUGCACUUCGUUGUUUAAAUUGAUAAAUUAGUCGGUAUAUUGAUUAUAUGUACAUUUGUGGUAACGCACAACGCACCGAAAACUUCGUUCAUUACCGAAAUUAUGAAUAAAAUUUUUAAUGAAAGGAUAA
This is a messenger RNA of Ylistrum balloti, 6867 nucleotides long. RefSeq names its product potassium channel subfamily T member 2-like. Gene Ontology annotation, molecular function: intracellular sodium-activated potassium channel activity. The coding region runs from base 441 to 4034 and encodes 1197 amino acids. NCBI's taxonomy places the organism in Eukaryota, Metazoa, Mollusca, Bivalvia, Pectinida, Pectinidae. Gene Ontology annotation, biological process: potassium ion transport. The transcript has 30 exons. The record is from RefSeq and is a predicted model, not a curated record. Gene Ontology annotation, cellular component: membrane.